This is a messenger RNA of Hydractinia symbiolongicarpus, 582 nucleotides long. RefSeq lists its product as uncharacterized. NCBI's taxonomy places the organism in Eukaryota, Metazoa, Cnidaria, Hydrozoa, Anthoathecata, Hydractiniidae. The record is from RefSeq and is a predicted model, not a curated record. Bases 1 to 582 code for a protein of 193 amino acids. The transcript is spliced from 2 exons. Gene Ontology annotation, molecular function: nucleic acid binding.
AUGCCCUGGGGACGAGGUCGGGAGUUUAUGUUACGUCGAAAUAUCAAACAGCAAUUCAUUCUACCUGCAUCCAAGGGGGGAUUAUAUGAGAGGUUGGUGCGCUCUGUAAAACUAUGCUUAAAGAAAACCUUACUAAAGACCCUUGUCACGUACGAUGAGUUUGCUACAGUGUUAUGCAAGAUCGAGCACGCGAUCAAUCAAAGACACCUAAUUUAUGUUAGCGAUGACUUAUUUAAUUUAUAUUUAUCUCGUCGCAUGAACGAUUGUCACAUAGAUAUACCCUUUUGUUCCUACCCAAGCGAUUGUUCCAUCAGAACAAAGCAUAUGCGGAAAUUAUUCCAUGGCAUAUGGGACAGAUUUUAUGAUUCGUAUUUGAUCGAAUUGCGAGAACACAAACUUCAGCGUAAAUCUCACUUUGGUAAAAGUAACAACAACACACCCCGCGGACAGUGGAGAAUCGGUAGGUUCGAUAAACUCGUGGUUGUUCGAGAUGACAUUGUCAGGGAAGCCGAACUUUCGCUUACUUUAAAGGACGGCAAAGCUACGGGCCGCGAGACGUUUUCAAAAACUCAUACGGUUUGA